AUGACAGUAACAGCCUUUGAAACGAUAUUCGCAGUGCCCAUGACCUGUCAGUCGUGCAUCAACGACAUCGAGGGUUCCCUACAUCAGUUGAGUGGUAUCAACAAAGUGACUGCCAACCUCAAGGAGCAAUUAGUAUCUGUCGAGGGCACAGCAGCACCGUCGGCCAUUGUAGAGGCGAUUCAAGCUACUGGGCGUGAUGCUGUUCUCCGGGGGUCGGGCAAAUCAGACAGUGCAGCGGUAUGCAUUCUAGAAUCACACGCGCCACAGGUGGAGAACAAGGUUCGCGGCCUGGUGCGCAUGGUGGAAGUUUCUCCUGGUAUGACCAUUGUGGACUUGAGUAUAAGAGGGCUGUCACCUGGAACCUAUCAUGCCACAGUACGUGAGUCGGGAAACAUUUCCGAGGGACCUGAAUCGACUGGUGGGAUUUGGGAACUUGGUCAGUCACAAAAAGAGACCAAGGCUUGUCGAGGCAUCUUUGGAACCGUUCAGGUUGGAAAGGGUGGAGUGGGAUCGGUGUUUCUCGACAAGCCCAUCCACAUCUGGGAAGUGAUUGGGCGCAGCAUCGUGGUUGCGAAAGAGCAGGACGGCAAGUUUGACAAGAACGACGCAGACACGCUAGUUGGGGUCAUUGCACGCAGUGCGGGCGUAUGGGAUAACGACAAGACGGUGUGUUCGUGUUCUGGCAAGACGGUGUGGCAGGAGCGCGAGGAGCAGCGCGAUCGCGGUAUGCUCUGA
Molecule: messenger RNA, 735 nt
Organism: Bipolaris zeicola 26-R-13
Lineage: Eukaryota; Fungi; Ascomycota; Dothideomycetes; Pleosporales; Pleosporaceae
Exons: 5
Coding region: 1-735 (244 amino acids)
Biological process (GO): removal of superoxide radicals
Cellular component (GO): cytoplasm
Molecular function (GO): copper ion binding; superoxide dismutase copper chaperone activity
Source: RefSeq, a predicted model, not a curated record